Moesziomyces aphidis is the source of this 2868-nucleotide messenger RNA. Lineage: Eukaryota; Fungi; Basidiomycota; Ustilaginomycetes; Ustilaginales; Ustilaginaceae. The record is from the annotation of a GenBank genome assembly.
AUGACUGCCGUGUCGCGCUACCACGACCUGGUCCCAUCGACACCCGUGCUUCGCCGCUCCUCGCGGCACGCUGGCGGCGUCCUUCCAGACCACACCCCCAGCGACCAUGCCAACGCCACCAUAGGCGACAGUCCACUACCGCCGGCCCCCGUCAGCCACUUCCUCGGCGACGCAGAGUCCCAACCAGAGCCUCCCCAGUAUUCUUCCGCAGCCUCUCACAUCGCAACCAACGCUGCUCACUCGCGUGUCCGCCCGCUCAGGAUCUCCUCAGAAGCGCACAGAGAUACACACUCGGAUCCGUACGACGACUCCCCCGGUACUGGUCGCAGAGCAGCGCCACCUGCAGCAUCACAUCGCGACGAGCUCGGCAGCCUCCGCGCUGCGGGCAUCUUCCGCGAUGCUCCCGUUCAGGACGCCUACAGCCGCUCCUCUCCCUUUGCAUCAGCUUCUGCCCUUCAGCACGACGAGCUCCGGUCCAAAAGCUCACCGCCAUUGCGCAUGGCCAAGGUCGGCGCGCUUGCCUCUCAUCGUGAGAGCGCGUCCCCCCUGCAUGACGCUGAGCUGCGCAUCAACGCUUCAUUACCCGCUCGCAGACGUAGCGCAGAGAAAGCCGACGAGGACGAGGAGAAGAAGGUCAGGUACGCCCCUAUCGAGGAGCGCGCAUCGGUAAAGCGCGACACUCCGGACGAUGCCGCUCAUCGAGCCGGCUCGUCGAGCGUCCAGCCCGCAACUGGCUACCGCACUCCUGCCAUGACCGGUCGUGCUCUCCGCUCAGCGGCCACAGCUGCACCAGCUACGGCGCAGCGCAGUGCUGCCAGGAGCUUGCGCACGCUCACCCGCUCUUCCAACCGUCAUCCGCCCGCCAGGAGGGUCGUCAGGCGAUAUUCGGACGACGAGGACGAUGACCUGGACGAAGAAAAGGCCGAGGCAAAUCGCUCCAACGGCGCCGACGACGCACAAAGUGCCAGUCCAGACCCACAACAGCCGCGUGCUUCUCGGCACAGUCAGGACGGAAGCUCCAACUCAGGUUCGGGCUAUGCAGCCGGUUCUGGCGCAGCACCUAUAUCAGCAGAAGCGGCAGAACGGCCAGAUCGACGCUUCCUCCCGUAUGGAUACGACGCUGAAAAGGAGAAGCUCCGCGCAGAGAUGAUGGAGAGAGCUUCACUCGUCCGUUCGCCAGCACCAGAAUCGCAACCUGUCCGACCUGCCCGCCAGCAAGCACCAGACGAGGUCGGCACAAUUCAAGAUUACGACAUGCAGCCCCCGCCGCCUCGAAGGAAUGAGGCGCAUCCGCUCGCCAGACGCACGGUUGCAGAGCCAGCGUUGGCUAGAGAGGAUGGAUCGAUCCACCCGACGCGAGGACAGGUCGAGGCAAUUCAGAGCUUCCUGGCUUCCAACAUCGCUGCACCUGCGGAUCCUCUGGCGAAUCGCCGGCUCGUCCCAGUCUCCAACAUCGAUCUCCGAGAAGGUCAGCGCGCCGCGCCUCGUGCUCCAAAUGGGGUCAGCGAUCACCUGCUCAAAUCAGCUGGCUUGUCAUCUACGAGUGCCAGACCAAGCGCCGCUGUUGGACAGCAAGACGAGAACGAACCUGCCGAAGAAGACGCAUGCCGGCUGUACUCCGAGAUUCGACACGAGGCCAUCUGGGCCGAGACGACGCGCCAGAUGCAGAAGCCGCUCAGCCAGGAGGAGCGAUUCAUGAAGGAGAUCGCCGGUUCGACCCGCUGCGUCAAGCUGCCCGGCUUCAAGUUCCGCAGAAAGCAGCUCACCAAGGGCGGCUUCUCCACCGUGCACAUCCUGCGCGGACCGGCGUGCGAGAAGGUGCGCAAUGCCGACACGGGUAUGGUGGACGAGAUCUCCGUGCCCGAGGAGCAGCAAGCGUUCUUUGCGCUCAAGCAGGUCGACCUCAAGCAGAUCGAGAGCGAGCAGGACAAGCUGGAUCUGAUCGCCGAGGCCAACCUGCAGAGGACGCUGUCGGACCUUGAGGGAAGCGAGAUGUAUCUGUUGCGCUACUUUGGACAUCACGUCACUGUCGACAAGAACGGCAGUCCGGACAAGCUGCGCAUCCUCAUCGAGCUCGGCGAGCACGACUUUGGCACGGUGCUGGCGCAGCAGGCACCGCUGCCGCGCGAGGCGAUCGCGCACUACUUCCGCGAGAUGCUCGAGGCGGUGCACUUCAUCCACGGCGCCAAUCUGGUGCAUGCCGAUCUGAAGCCGGCCAACUUCUUGAUGGUCGACGAGCGACUCAAGCUGAUCGACUUUGGCAUCUCUAAAAAGAUCCCCAAGGGCACCGUGCACAUCUCGCGAGACAUUAUCAUUGGCACGCCCAACUAUAUGGCGCCCGAGGCGAUCAAGAUCGCGCGGACCAAGGGCAGGCGCGUGUACAAGGCGGGCAAGCCGAGCGACGUGUGGUCGCUGGGCUGCAUCCUGUACCAGAUGAUCUGGGGCCGACCGCCGUUCGACCGCAUACCGGCAAAUCGCAAGCUGGAGAUGAUCGUCGACCCGGAGCACGAGAUUGCGUACAACCGCUUCCGCGACCCGCGCUACACGGACCGACUCGAGGUGGAUGACGACCUGUUGGACUGCGUCCAGGCGGCGCUUCGGUACGAAGCCGAAGACCGAGCGACGAUUCCCGAGCUGCUCAGGCAUCCGUUCCUGCGGCAGUAUGCGCCCGAGCAGGACCGCAUGGAGGAGGAGGAAGCGGUCGACCUCAACGAAACGGUCAGCAUCUCGCGCGGCACGCUGCGAAGCCUGGUGGCGCGCAUCCGCACCCUCGCCCUGCAGGGUGAGCUCAACGAAGAUAAUGUGGUCGACCGAGCCGACCUGCUCUUUACAAAUCUGCAACAGGCCCAACAGCAGCAGCAAAGAUGA